This is a messenger RNA of Trichechus manatus latirostris (Florida manatee), 3163 nucleotides long. Its product is annotated as sodium/hydrogen exchanger 9B2-like. Lineage: Eukaryota; Metazoa; Chordata; Mammalia; Sirenia; Trichechidae. The record is from RefSeq and is a predicted model, not a curated record. The coding region runs from base 1408 to 1896 and encodes 162 amino acids. The transcript is spliced from 3 exons.
ACCUAACAUAGAACAUAGUUUCAGGAACUGUUUGCUGUUUGUACCCAAAGGGAUGACUGAAUUCGAGGUUGCAGUAAAACUUUCUAUAUUUAGAAUUUGAUCACAGUCUUUCCAAAUGCUGUAUCCUAUUUCUUACUUUUUAGCUUCAGGUAUUUUGAGGGAUAUUAACUAUCAUAAUCUAUCUUUUUAAUCUGCAUAUUAAAAUCUUUUCUUUGCAGCUCUAAUUUAUUGUACUACUUUAAUUUCUUAAAUUAAAAACUUAAUUUUAUCCAAGGACUAAGCCUAAAGGAAGUGGUUCCUAGGAUUAUAUAGUUGUCUCCUUCACAUCUGAUGUGCUGACAGAUGUUUUCUGUAUUUGGAAACUAACAAAAGAGUUGUUUGACUUCUCCAUUAAAGGUGCAAUGCUUGCUGGGUUUCUCAUCAGAAACAUCCCAGUCAUCAAUGAUAACGUGCAGAUCGAGCACGAGUGGUCUUUCUCUGUGAGAAAUAUAUACCUGUCUUUCACUUUGGUUUAUGUCGGCCUUCGACUGGAUUCAGAGGUAUGAACUAGGGAUUUCUAAUUACAGAGUAGGAAUUUUGCUCCUCCAGUGCUGCAAUAUUUAGAAUCACUGAGCUUUACAAAGAGGAUGUGGACACUUUGCGUGACAAUCUCAAGGAGGGAAUAGCAUUUAUUUCAUACGGGACUAUUGUGCGGGUAGUACCUUAUGCUUCACAAGACCUCAGAAACUGUUCCUAUGCUUUCUUGGAGAAAGGUGAAGUGGGGACAGCACCAAGAAUAAAGGUUCCCCUUUUCUCUGACAGAGAUGCAGGCCAUAGUUAUAAACUAUCAUCAUUGAGGGAGAAGACUUAUUAUUGGUACGCAAAGCCCUGUAUACAUGCUUAGGGCUAACUGUACCGGCUCAGGAAACUUUCUAGUGUAUAAAAUGAGGCUCGUGUUUUUGUUUUGUCUUGUUUUCCAUGUAUGUUUUUGAAUGCAGGAGUAAAAGUUCCUGGGGGACGUCAUGAACCAGGUGAGGCUUUUUGCCCUAGUCUCACCCUGGGGCCACAGAUGAUAAAUAAAGCUAGUACUGAGAGGGUUAAGUCAGCUAGUGUGGGGAUUUUGAGCACAGACUCUGUUAGCUGCUUGCCUGAGUUCAAAACCUGGCUCCACCACUCACCAGUUUCAUGAUCUUGAGCAAAUUGUGCCUUUUUACAAGAGGACACGUGAAAAAUGGGGAUAAUAGUACUACCUACCUAUCUCAUAGUGUGGCUAUGAGGUCUAAAUAAAUUAACUCUAAAACACUUAGAACACUGAAGUGUUUGCUAAGUAAAGCCCAUUACCUAGAAGGUUUGUGUUGACCCAUACGUGGUCUGAAUGCUGAAGGAAAAGUUUAAGGUCAUCUCAUACCUCAAGUCCUUCUUCUCUGCAUGCCUUUAGAGAAUUAUCUUAGUGUGUCUAUUUUUAUAUUUCAGGCCCUGAAGAAGUUGAAGGGUGUUUGCGGGAGACUAGCCAUGGGUCCUUGUCUUGUGGAGGCAUGCGCAUCUGCUCUUCUUGCCCACUUCCUAAUGGGUUUACCGUGGCAAUGGGGAUUUAUACUGGGUUUUGUUUUAGGUGCUGCAUCUCCAUACGUUGUGGCACCUUCAAUCAGUCUUUUGAUGGAAGAAGGCUACGAUGUUAAAGGUGUCCCGACCUUACUCCCGGAGGCUGAGGACUUCAGUGACAUUCUAGCCAUCACUGGCUUUAACACGUGCUUGGGCAUAGCAUUUUCCACAGGCUCCACAAUUUUUAACGUCCUUAGGGGAAUUUUGGAGGUCGUAACCGGUGUGGCAACUGGAUCUCUUCUCGGAGUUUUUAUUCAUUACUUUCUGAGCAGUGACCAGGUGAGAGAAAUAACCUGUGGGAAAGUCAUGCUCUAAAAUGCCAUUAAAAACGCUCUGAAACACUUCCAUCAAAGCUAAGUGUGAAGGACGUGGUUCAGAAAAUAGCCCACCAGUUUAAAGUUGCUUACUGCUGUAUCAGUGCCAUCCACGAGCUUUAUGAAGGGGACUAAAUGCGUAAGAUAUUUAAUGCAGUCUGAACAUUUUUUUCUCUAAUUUAUAUUCUAUACACUUUAAAUUUCACAAUAAAACAAAUAUCAUCAAUUAAAAAAAUAAGAUAUGCAAGAUUUUUUAUUUAACUAAAUCAUGAUAUAUAAUGGCUUUUUUUUUUUUUGGUCCUUUUUGUUAGUAUCAAAAUACUUUAGCUUCUAAUACUAUCAAACAGAUAGGCUUUAACAUCUCUGUGUAAUGCAGUCCAAUAUUUCCUGCAAAGAUAUCAAAGUUCCUCACUGCACACAAUGCUUUCUCAGUGAGACAGAAGGUUUUGAUUGUUUCCUUUUGUCCUCCUAAUUCUCUUAGGAUAGAUAAACAUACAGAAAUUUUUAAGAAUUGGUAUUUUCAGAUUUCAGUGCACUUUGGAGUUCAUCAAAAUUAAAGUAGAAUUUUAAUUAAGAAAAUUAAUAUUUCCAUUAUCAAAAUGCAUGUUGAUUUGAAUUUUUCUUAUACUGUUACUCAAAAAAAACUCUGAAAUUGUCUACAGAAGAUGCUAUAAAUGCACAAAAGAAACAUAUGAGAGUGUUCUAAUUAUACAACAAAAUAAAGAGAAUACAUUUGUUUAAUUUUUUUUAUCUAUAAAAAAUAAUAGCUUACUUUUUUGCCUACUGUGUAUAAAAUGCUGUGGUGAGUACUUUAAAGUCAUCCUCUAGUGCUACACUGUCCAACAUUGUAGCCACUAGCCACAUGUAGCCAUUUAAAUUAAUAAAACUAAAAAUUUAGUUCCUCAUCAUAAGUUCUAACCAGUCUCUCUAAUAAUUACCACACAAUUUAAAUUAAUUGUUCAAGGUUUGCUAAUUGAUCUACCGUCAAGACUUAUUCUUGUUGAAAACAAAGAAGCUAAUGUAACCUCAGAAGUAUUCAGUCCUGAAAGUCAUGUUCACACUAGCUGAUCAGCUAAUUGCUCAACAUUAAGGAGACUAAAAUAUGUUGAUUGAGGCAAAUAUUUUCUUAUCUAAACUCUGAAUUAUCCUAAUUUGUUCCUUAAUAUUAAAUGUACAUACAAUUGUAAAAAUACUUGUAGACCUUUUUCCAAUACAUUUUUAAAAAUCAAAAAAGAAAACAGAAUCAGUUCCUCAGUUGCACAUUCAGU